GGUCAUUUAUCUUGCCUUGUCUUUGACAGUCGCGUGAAGUUAUUAGCCUUUUAGUUACUUCGUUUUCUCUACUCUAUCAUACAUUUUAAUUUUGUUUGGUUGUGGCUUAAUUUGUCCAUGCCCUUGAGUCCCUUAUGGUGUCUUCAGUUGCCGUAGGAAUGGAGGCUCGACAAGACCAGAAGAAGAUCGAGUCGAUUGGCAGGAUGACGCAGAUGACGCAGGAAGAGAUUGUCAGCAACACCAAGACGGUGGUGCAAGGGCUGGAGGCGCUCAAGAAUGAGCACAACUCCAUACUGGGGGGGCUGACGGCGGCGAGUGUGGAACUGACGGUGAGCGCAGUGGAGCGCGCCCAGGCCGCCGUGCAGAGCGCAGAGGCUACUGUGAUCCAGGAGAAGCAGGGCAUCGUGCAGAAGUCUCUGGACAUGAUAGAGCUUGGACUAGGAGAGGCUCAGGUGAUGAUGGCGUUGGCCUCCCACCUGCAGAUGGUGGAGGCAGAGAAGCAGAAGCUGCGUACGCAGGUGCGACGGCUCUGUCAGGAGAACGCGUGGCUGCGGGACGAGUUGGCCAACACACAGCAGAAACUCCAAGCCUCGGAGCAACAAGUCGCGCAGCUCGAGGAGGACAAGAAACACCUUGAGUUUAUGGCCUCUGUGCGACAAUAUGACCAGGACUUGACGGAUCAAGAAUCAUCUUCAGAACUGAAACAAGACAAGCCCAAAGCUGACGAUCCUGUCGUAGAUUUGUUCCCUGAUGACGAUGCUGAGGAAAGGAAUAACAUGUCACCGACACCGCCAUCGCAGUUUGCCCAGCAGGUGAACGCCGGCUACGAGAUCCCUGCCAGGUUGCGGACACUACACAACCUGGUGAUACAAUACGCCAGCCAAGGCCGCUACGAGGUGGCUGUGCCUCUGUGCAAACAAGCACUAGAAGACCUGGAGAAGACCAGUGGUCAUGACCAUCCCGAUGUGGCCACCAUGCUGAACAUACUGGCGUUGGUCUACAGGGACCAGAACAAGUACAAAGAAGCUGCCAACUUGUUAAAUGACGCCCUCGCAAUAAGAGAGAAGACUCUGGGUGAAAAUCAUCCUGCAGUGGCAGCUACCUUGAACAACCUGGCGGUGCUGUAUGGAAAGCGGGGCAAGUACAAGGAGGCAGAACCACUGUGCAAGAGAGCGUUGGAGAUCAGGGAGAAGGUGUUGGGCAAGGAUCAUCCAGAUGUGGCCAAACAACUGAACAACCUCGCACUGCUCUGCCAAAACCAGGGAAAAUACGAGGAAGUGGAGCGGUACUACCAGAGAGCGUUAGAAAUCUACGAGUCCAAACUGGGGCCGGACGACCCAAAUGUGGCCAAGACGAAGAACAACCUCGCCUCGUGCUACCUCAAGCAGGGGAAGUACAAAGAGGCAGAGAUACUUUACAAGCAGAUCCUGACGCGGGCGCACGAGCGGGAGUUCGGCACUAUCGACGGAGACAACAAGCCGAUCUGGCAAGUGGCCGAGGAGAGAGAGGAGAACAAACACCGCAACAAGGAGAACGCACCUUACGGGGAGUACGGCGGAUGGCACAAGGCAGCCAAGGUUGACUCCCCUACAGUGACCACAACACUGAAGAACCUUGGAGCUCUCUACAGACGACAGGGUAAAUACGAAGCUGCCGAGACUCUGGAGGACUGUGCCUUGCGCUCUAGGAAAGAGGGCCUGGAUAUAGUGAAGCAGGCGAAGGUGAGUCAGAUCCUCGGGAGCGGGGACGCGAGACGCAGUUCUGGCAACCGAGGACCUCGACUGGGCUCUCGUGAGAGUCUCGAGUCUAUGAGUCAGUACGAGGGAGACGAGGGAACUGGUUAUGUACAGAGAACUGGGGCGUUGGACCCACGCACGGGCGGACUCAAAAACAAACUUUUCAACGUUCUCGGACUCAACCACAACGCGUGAUGAAUGCCAUCUUGCAUGCUAGGUUAAGUCUUAUCUACUUAAUUUGAGCCGCACCGAGUUUUGCGGAAAUACAUAGCUCCUUUUAUACAUUUAUUUGCUCGGUUACGAGUAAUUUAGGAUUUAUAUAGGUUGAUUCAGUUGGAGGUUACAAUUUUAAAAUGGGUUAGCAUGCAUUUAGUUUACUUCCUGAGUAUGUUUUUUAGACACUUUCUUAGAAUGUUCAUUGAACAUUACAAAUGGCAUCUGUCAGAUCACUGAUCUUCAGACUUUGCCCUUUUGAUGAAACGUUGAAUCACUUUCUUGUUCAAUUUUGUGAGGUUUUAUGGAAAAUUCUAGUCUCAACCUUCAGUUCCGAAUCAAGUUGGGUUUGAUUGUCUAACCUUCUACUUCAAGUUACCUCAAAAAAACUUCAAGUUACGUAAAAAAUGUAUCUAAUUGUGUGAGGUUUUUCCACCUGUAUAAGAGUCCCUGUCCUGUUGGAUUGAUUUGAUUUGAUUUGAACCACAAGUUGUUCAGAUUGUCAUUACCACUCACUUCCAUCUUCUGCCAAAUGUAAUUACUUAUCAUCUCCUGAUAAUGGUCCCCAUUGACUGCAACAGCUUUGGCAUUUUCCAAAACUUGAGGAACAAGCAUCAAAUCUUUCUCUUUUUUUAAAAGUUAUUUGCAUUUAAAACACAUUCUCUUAUUGAACAACACUCCUUGUAAACAAAAACAACAACAAAUGCCCUUAAACAAUGCCCAGUUAUGCAAAUUAUCUUAAAAUUGUAACCUUUAACUGAAUCACUUGUUAUUAUAUUGUGAUUAUCUUGUUGAUAAUAUUUGUAUAAGCUCCUUUUGAGCGUUUUGUAAAAAAAACUGUGAAUAUAGAACCACCAGUUACUUUAUACACUAAUGUAUAUAAAAUGUUAUCAGAACAAAUAUUUUAAGCGGUUUAUUGCCAAAAUUAUUGGCAUGUUAUUGAAUAGUUCCUUUUUUGCAUUUUAUGACAAAAUCAAGAAUUCUCAUUUUGAUCAAAAUUUUAUUUUACAAACUUAGACUUUGUUUAGUCGGAUACCCUUUGACAUGACAAGCACAUCAUAGCAAGUUUUUUUUGUUAGUUUUAGAAGUGUAAGCCAUAAACUAAUCAAACUUAGAGUGUAGGCUGCGUCAUUCUGUACGCUUAGAAUGCUCAACAGAUUUUAGAUGUGUAAUGUUUUGUUAGCCUAGUGGGUUAGUUGCAAUGAUGCGACGUGGGCAUGUUGAUGGAGGUUUUGUUUUUAAUGAAAGCAAAGUUGAUAUUUAAUCUGAUAAGCCUAUCUAAUAUUGCAUUUCUGAACUACUCUCAUAGCUAGUUAUUUUUCAUAUAAUUUUUCUACUGCAUCUAUAUGGAACACAGUUCUUUUCACCUUAAUCUAUUUGAAUCUAAUACGUUGCAAUCUCGUAUUUAUUUUUUUAUUUUUUCCAAUCAUGCUUUCAUCAAACAAGCCUUCUUCAAUGCUCUGUAAUUUUUAUUUCCUAUUAUUAGUUAUUGUUUUAGAUUUGUGGGCUUCCCUAAACCUUAGACUAUAUUUGAUUGUUUAUUUUAUACCUAGUAUAUUAGUUUUGUGUAUGUUUGAUCAGGUAGAUAAUUCCUAUUAUUCAUUGAAAAUAACUGAACAAAAUACUUAUUCUGUUUUUAAAUACUCGUUUACGAUGUUUUUAAUGUAUAGUUUAUGUACAAUUCUUUUUUUUAUAUUGUAGAUUUUAAUUAUACAAUAUAAUGAUUUUAAAAUCUUAAUUUAUUUUUUUAAAAUUAAACAUGUACUGAUAAACACAAAAAGAUCUUUUAAUUUUUUAGUUUUUAUAGCAUACUCCGUGUAUUAACUAAAUCUAUGUGAGUGUUAGCUGAGAUAUUUUUAUUUUAUUUUGAUGGAAUAUUUUCUUAGAGAACCCAAAUUUAUUGUUAGAUCUUCUAUACAUGAAGAAAGAAGGAGUGGAUACACACAACUAACUUACCCAUGUAUAGAGUUACAGGCAGUUGAUUGCACACAAAAAGUUCAAAACACAAUUAACUUUUAUUGUAUUGCUUACACUUCCUUAUGAUGAAGCUUCUUGGAGGAGAAAGAUAUGAAAUUAAUUUUAUUGUGAACUUUAGUGAGCUAUAAACUGUUUGGAACUAUUUUCUUGAGUAGGAUUGUUGUGUAUCCAUCUUCCUUAAUGCAUUCUCAAGCCAAGUGCUCUUUCCUCCAAAACAAACCUAAUAGAUCUUAUAUUAUCUUUUAUAUUAACACAUCUGAUAAACACUCACAAAGAAAAGAUUCUGUAUUUGCCCAAAGUUUACUGUCUGGGAGUCUUGUCCCGACCAAGGGAGGUAUGUUACCUUGGCUCUGCCGUUGCCUUCUAGUUAUAGCAUUGUUUGUAUAUACGGACAACUUUUGUAAAAAUAAAAGGAGCUGUGAUGACA
This is a messenger RNA of Macrosteles quadrilineatus (aster leafhopper), 4353 nucleotides long. Its product is annotated as kinesin light chain-like. Bases 135 to 1931 code for a protein of 598 amino acids. Gene Ontology annotation, cellular component: membrane-bounded organelle; cytoplasm; kinesin complex. Gene Ontology annotation, biological process: microtubule-based movement. Lineage: Eukaryota; Metazoa; Arthropoda; Insecta; Hemiptera; Cicadellidae. The record is from RefSeq and is a predicted model, not a curated record. Gene Ontology annotation, molecular function: kinesin binding. The transcript has 13 exons.